Molecule: messenger RNA, 408 nt
Organism: Solanum tuberosum (potato)
Lineage: Eukaryota; Viridiplantae; Streptophyta; Magnoliopsida; Solanales; Solanaceae
Exons: 1
Coding region: 1-408 (135 amino acids)
Source: RefSeq, a predicted model, not a curated record
AUGUUCAAGAAUGCAGCAAGGCCAAAAGCUUAUUUCACUAUGUGGCUCAUGCUUAACAAGAAGUUAGCAACAGCUGACAGGCUAGCUAAAUGGGGUGUGGAAAUAGACAAGACUUGUGUCUUAUCCAAGAAUGCAGAAGAGACUAUAGAGCAUUUGCUCAUACAAUGUCAAUUUGCUAGAAAGCUAUGGGAAAGAUUGUUUACAUGGAUUCAUCAGCAUAGUAUAGUACCAAAGACAUGGGUACAGUUUCUACAAUGGAACAUUCGACAUGGGAAGGGGAAGUCUAAAGCAACCCAAAUAUUCAAGAUUAUUUUGGCUGAAGGUGUCUAUGGGGUGUGGAUUGAGAGAGAUAGCAGAAUUUUCGUGAAAAAGGAGGAAAGUGUAGAUAGCCUAUGUGACUGUUGCUAG